AUGAAACAAAAUCAUGCAUCAGCAAUAGAUCGUUUUGAUCUAUUUACACUUGUAUUUGAUAUUUUGAUUUCGAUUGUUGGCGGUAUAAUUGUUAAUCGUUUAAUUCCAAUUUUGAAAGAGAAAUUUAUUCGAGCUCAAUUAUGGGGAUAUGAUUUAAAUAAAAGAAAUUCAAAAGAAGUUAAAAUUGCAGAAUCUCAGGGUGUGAUAGCAGCUGGUAUUUUUCUUAUAUUAAUGUUUAUUAUGAUAGCUAUUGUAUUUUCUGAACAUUUACAUCCGCUAAGCGAUUUUCCACAUAAUAAAUUUAUUGAAUAUUUAGCUGCUUUAUUAUCUAUAUGUUGUAUGGUGCUACUUGGUUUUGCAGAUGACGUACUUGAUUUACGUUGGAGUGUUAAAUUGUUGUUACCAUUGAUUGCCUCGUUACCAUUGCUAUUAGUUUAUUUUGCUAAUUAUCAUUCUACAACUAUUAUUCUUCCUAAACCCGUAAGACCAUUGCUAGGCCAUCAAUGGAAUCUUGGUAUUCUAUAUUAUGCCUAUAUGAGUAUGGUAUCUGUAUUUUGUACAAAUGCAAUAAAUAUUCUAGCAGGUGUAAAUGGGCUUGAAGUUGGUCAAUCGAUUGUAAUUGCAAGUUCAAUACUUAUGUUUAAUCUUGUUGAAUUGCAAGGUUCUUGCUCAGAGGAGCAUCUUUUUUCGCUGUAUUUUAUGAUACCAUUUAUUGGCUGUACCUUUCCAAUUUUACUUCGAAAUUGGUGUCCAGCACAAAUCUUUGUUGGCGAUACGCUCUGUUAUUUUUCUGGUAUGACAUUUGCAGUAGUUGGUAUUCUUGGUCAUUUUAGUAAGACCAUGUUACUUUUCUUUAUACCUCAAAUUGCUAAUUUUCUUCUAUCAAUACCUCAAUUGUUUCAUUUUAUUCCAUGCCCAAGACAUCGUUUACCAAGAUUAAAUCCGGAAUUAAAUAAAUUGAAUCCGUCGGAAGUUGAAUUUAAAAAAAAGGAUUUAAAACCACUUGGUUGGUUAAUGUUACGAUUUUUCUCAGCAAUUAAAUGCGUAAGAUACCGAGAAUAUAAAAUGCAUGACAAUGAAGUAAUGAUUGCAACAACUAAUUUUACUAUCAUUAAUACAGUACUUUGUUGGGCUGGUCCAUUACAUGAAGCAACACUUACUCAAAUUUUACUUCUCAUACAGAUUAUAUUUGGUACUGCACUUCCAUUUUUUAUUCGUUAUUAUCUAGUUAAAUUUUUCUAUGAUUCAUAA
This is a messenger RNA of Rotaria socialis, 1251 nucleotides long. NCBI's taxonomy places the organism in Eukaryota, Metazoa, Rotifera, Eurotatoria, Philodinida, Philodinidae. The record is from the annotation of a GenBank genome assembly.